UUUCACGGGGGUUGAUCAAAAAGUUUCCUUUUGCUUUCCAAAGUUGCUGUCUGAGCGGAGGCAUCGGGAAGAGGAGGCCGGUGGCUGUAACGUUCCUCGGGCAAGCUGCUUCAAUGCAAUGAGAAGGCUUCUCUGCCCGGGGACACACAGCCCAGAGCAGGCGCCUGAGAAGCUGCUUUCCUCCCUCUCUCUCCCAACUCCUCCUGGAGUUGAUCAGCUCUCCCUUCUGGCAUGCGUCUCAUCCCUCAGGAUACGAUGUCACAGUAUUCUACUAACUUUCUCUUGCUUCCCAUACCAGAGUACCCGGUGCUAGACUGCGUGCCCAACAAAAUCAUCAAGCUCGUGGUGCUGGGUGGCAGCAGCGUGGGCAAGACAGCCCUGGUUGUGCGCUUUCUCACUAAGAGAUUUAUUGGAGACUACGAAGCCAAUACUGGUGCUUUGUAUUCAAGAAAGUUCACCAUAGAUGGAGAACAGAUCUCCCUACAGGUGCAGGACACUCCCUUUGUUUCACUGGAGGAUGACACUGACAGCAUAUGUUGCCAAGAGCAGAUAAACCGUUCAAUCUACUGGGCAGAUGGCUUCGUUUUUGUUUACUCCAUCACAGAAUAUGAGAGCUACCGAGUCAUCCGGCCCCUAUACCAGCACAUCCGCAAGAUUCACCCAAACGCUAACAUCCCCCUGCUUCUGAUGGCAAACAAAGGAGACCUCCUGCGAGCCAGGCAGGUGUCCUCCAAAGAAGGACUCCAGCUGGCAAGUGAACUGGGAGGUACUUACUACGAAGUCUCAGCUCGGGAGAACUGUGAGGGAGUGCAUGAAGCCUUCCAGCAGCUCUGCCAGGAGGUCAGCAGGAUGAUCGGGAGCUGCAACGGAGAGAAACGAAGAGGCCUCCACCUUGUCCGACCCAAGUCUCCAAACAUGCAGGACUUAAAGAGACGUUUGAAACAGGCUCUGACUUCCAAAGGGAAAUCUGCCACUACGCUUUGAUGUAGCUGACAGAAAUUGGUUUCUACAUCACUGAAAAAAAAGGCAAGAAAAUAAGCUGGUAUUAAGGGGCAUCAGCAAUCAGACUGUGUGGAAGGUUCUUUCAUAUUGUCUACACAUCUUCCUUAAAAGUCCCAUAUCCAUUCAGCAAAGGAACUUACAGAAUGAGCUUUUUGGGGCAAGAAUUUAGAAACUGUGAUUUAAAGAAUAGACUGUCGCAAAUUAUUUCUGUUUCAAAAUGGACACAGUCAUACAGUUUAGGCUUAAAAUGUAGAUUUUAUUAAUAAAAUAAUUAAAUUCUACUAUUAAGAGAAGUGGCUUCUCUUGAGAGUGGUUAUGUUCGUAAGCAUAGGCAAUAAGCUACAGAAGGACACCAGGAGAGCAACAGGAGCUAUAAUGAGCAAGCAAAACUUAACAGAUUUGCUUAGUCAUGAGACUGGAAAAUAAAGGCAAAAAGUAAAUGACAAGCAUAAAUAGUGAUAAGUAAUAACUUUUUUUAAAGGUAAUAAUUCAGAAACUGCAGUUUAGAAAGUGUUCUUAGGAACCUGGAGAGUGUGCUGCAAGCUUAUACAGUGUCUCAUUAAAGGGAGAUUCCAAAAAUGUAAUUUUUUCAGAUUAUUUUUCUUUAAACACUUGUUAUUUAUGAAAGUGAUUAUAUGAGCAAAAUACUUACUUUUAGCAGCAUUUUGUAGUCAGUUUUUUGAUGGUCUACUUGUCAUUUUUGUGUAGGCUUGCUACAUGGCAAUGAGGGACAAAUAGAGCAGUGCAGCUGUAAAACCUGCUCAAAAAAAAACAAAAAACAAACAAACAAACAAAACCUGUAUUAAUCAAGACCAAGGACAGAACCUAAAACUGUUUAACUUUUUUUUUUUUUUCCCCCCAAACUAGUUAGAUUUCAAGCUCAAAGAUACUGCUUUAAAGAAACAAGGUCAUCACACAAAGUAUAACUGAUUCAAUUUUUUUUUUAUUUUUUUUAAAGAAUAAAUGCUUUUAUGAUGCCUGAGAUUCCUGGCUUCAGCAAUUUAUCAUUUUGUUAUUUGCCUAAAGCCAGACUUUACUAAAUACCUUGCAACGCAUCCAAAUCACCAGUCUGUCAAUAAAUAUUUCACUGGCAGCAUCUCACUGCAUUGGGCGCAAAGGGAUUUGAUUUGGGUGCAUCAUGUGCAAAGGGAUUUGAAGCUGUAUCCUGUGAGCUGGCCAAUUUUACGGCAGCAAUGACAACAACAUGAAGCAUCCAUCAUUCUGUUCCUAGUGGGAGCAGAGAGAAACUGGGUUGGACCAUGCAAAAGUCAGGAUGCAAUGAUCUUUUUUUUAAACACACCAUCCGAGCAAUUCACGGGACCAUGAAAUGAAGUAAAGCUCAGUGAUUUACACCAAGGAACACAGAAGGGAAAAUCCUGGUUUGAUGGAUGUGGAAAAAUACUCCCAGCUGGAGUUUCAGCCAGCAAUACCGAGCUAAAUCAACCUUUUACUUGUGACCAGCAAACAUGUAAAUCGAGUCUGAUGAGUAUUUAUAGAGCUCAGGUCUUGAAAAUUUAUUUUACAUUUUACUUGUCCCUGUACUAGACAACACUAGUCAUGAUUUUCCUUAUCACUUGGAUUUGCUUUAUCUACAGCUCACCUUCAGUUUUAUUUUUGUUUUCCACAGCUGGGCGUCUGAGAAUAUCUUGUGGUUGGAUUAAUUUAAAAUUCUUUUGUUAAUACAAAGCAACUGCACCUUUUUUAAAACUGUUUUCAAGUGGUAGUAGGGAGCAAAAAGGAAAGUUGGAUCAUCCAAACAGGGACUCAAACACUAUCAGGGGAUUUCCACUUUAGUUUAUGAUUUAUUAACAGUUUGGUGUUUGAGCAGUGUCAUGAUUCAUUGCUGGCAUUUUGGUAUGGCAUUAAUUAGCACAAAAUUUCUGUAUUUUACAUUACUAAUAGCAUAGCUCAAAUAUCAAACCUUGAAAGUGAAAAUGAGCAAACCGUUUGCAAGAGACACAUAAACUAAAAAUUAUUUACAUAACAAUAAAGAGCACCAAUUUUGAAGAACAACUAAAUAUUUUGCCAUCCCACUACUGUGUAAUAAGGGCUAAAUUUGCUGAGGACAACAUGCUGACAUUUGUUUUCAUAAAAGAUAAGAGAAUUAGGUGCUCUAUCCUAUUAAAAUUGUUUGCAAUUUA
Molecule: messenger RNA, 3143 nt
Organism: Anas platyrhynchos (mallard)
Lineage: Eukaryota; Metazoa; Chordata; Aves; Anseriformes; Anatidae
Product: ras-like protein family member 11A-like
Molecular function (GO): GTP binding; GTPase activity
Source: RefSeq, a predicted model, not a curated record